Bemisia tabaci is the source of this 1131-nucleotide messenger RNA. RefSeq names its product protein D3. The record is from RefSeq and is a predicted model, not a curated record. Lineage: Eukaryota; Metazoa; Arthropoda; Insecta; Hemiptera; Aleyrodidae.
GAAAAACAUCAUUUACAAGUUUUGAAGCGUUUAGUAUUUUUGAUUGCAAUUUUGCUCCAUCUGAAUGAACAUGCGUUGGAUCAAGGUGCGAUUCAGUUUUGACGCAGCAUUGAUACGUCGUGAAAAUAUUUACCUCUCAAAAUCCAGUGACUCAGAGAAAUUUCGUUGACGAGAAGCAUUAACUGCCGAAUAGUAACGGUAGAAAAUAGUGAAAUUUACACGGCAGUUUUUCCUAUCAUGUCCAAUUAAACCAAAGGACUCAUGUAUUGGCUGUGUGCAGAUGUUUUUGAGUAGGCUGAUCAAUACGUCACUCAAAAAAGACUAGAUCGAAUAUCCGAAUGAUUCCCUCGCGGUGUCAAAGCUGUAUGACCAUCUUGCUAGGUCUGUUGCCUGCAGCACUUUUUUUGAGUCCAGAAUACAACAUCGCCAUUUUGAAAGAAAAACACAUCUGUCCUGAUGUCAUACCCAUUGAGGACUGCCCGGGUGAGAGGGUGGAGCUAGCAUGGGACAAUGCCAUUGUAGAUUUUGGAGUGUCAAUGGAUGCGAAUGAUAUUCUUUACUCUCCUUCUAAAUCACGUUGGCCCAUUCAAAAAGGAGCUUUAUACGUCUUGAUAUUCAUAGACCCAGAUGUUCCGACAAGAGAAAAUCCCUCUGAACGAGAGUACUUGCACUGGUUGGUCGAGAAUAUUUCUGGAGAUAAUUGUCAUCAUGGUGAAACCCUUUUUGACUAUAUAGGGCCUAUACCAGAGCACAUGCGUGGUACUCAUAGGAUGGUCUUCUUAGUCUAUCAACAACCUGGCACAAGUGGCACAGACUUUGUCAGGUAUGAGGAGGAGGAGUGGCCCUUUGAGCGCAGAGAAAAGUUGCGAGUCAAGUUUUCAUCCAAUAAUUUUGCGAAAAAGUAUAACCUGACGGGACCAAUUGCAGCAAAUUUUUUCAUGGCCCACUGGACGCAGAACACGGCGCAGAAUUUGUCUAAAUCAACAACUUCGACCACAGAGGAUCCCAGAGAGUUCGACAUGCAAAUAUAUGGUUGAAAAACAUUUUAUCAUUCAUUUCCUUAGAAAUUACACACUACGAUUGUCAAUAUGUAAUGUCAAAGAUAUACAAAGAUGAGAAGCUAAAACUUUU